This is a messenger RNA of Schistosoma intercalatum, 1059 nucleotides long. Lineage: Eukaryota; Metazoa; Platyhelminthes; Trematoda; Strigeidida; Schistosomatidae. The record is from the annotation of a GenBank genome assembly.
AUGUUUAUCAAGAAGAAAUCAUCGUUCAGAAUCUACUGUGCAAUUCUGAAAGCAUUCGGAUUAACACUUUGUAUAAUUUUCAUAUUACAUAUAUAUUUCAUGCGUACAACUGUCAAAUAUGUUACCCUACGAAAUCACUCUGAAGAAGCAAUUAUUGUACGCAAUAUGGCACAUAUUAACUGCAAACGCACAUGUCGUACUAUUUGUAAGAAUAUUGACAGUAUUCCAUCGAGUAAGGUGAGUGCAUUGAAACCAAUUGGGAAAAUGCCAUUCAAUGGUGAAUUCAACGAAGAGAUGAACCCAAUCAACGACACAUUUUAUUCACAUGAUCUUGGUGGCGGUUGGAUGUUUAAGGAGGAGACGACGAAUUGCAACAAUGUUCCACAAUCCGGUGUAGCAAUCAUCAUUGUUUGUAGAGAUAGAUGGAAACAACUGAAUAAUACAUUGUCCGCUCUGAUUCCAGUUCUCCAGAGACAACAUUUGUGUUAUCAAAUAUUUGUUAUUGAACAACGGGGUACUGGUAUUUUGAACAAAGCUCAGUUGAUGAACAUUGGUUUUAUUGAAGCACGUAAACGUUUCGAUUUCGACUGUGUUAUAUUUCAUGAUGCCGACUUAAUACCAUUGGAUGAUAGAAUACCACAUGGUUGUGAUGAAGAGAUGAUGGGGAGUGUGGUUCAUUUGAGUGUUGGAGUGAGUUCAUGGAAUUAUGUUUUACCUUACCAAUCAUUGAUCGGUGGUGUUUUGAAAAUAUCGACUUCACACUUUAUACAGGUUAAUGGUUAUUCGAAUAGUUAUUGGGGUUGGGGUGGAGAGGACGAUGAUUUGGAGAGGCGACUGAAAGCAUCAAAAAUUAUGUAUAAACACAUUGAAACGUCAAUAGGCAGAUAUCUGGCUCAACCUCACACUAUACAGGUUCGAGCGAAUAGAAGCUUAGUACUUGAUUCAUUAAAAAAUGCUGCCAGUCGUAUGUUCACUGAUGGAUUGAAUUCUGUAAAAUAUAAAGUUUCAGCCUAUUCUGAGAAGCAACACUACACACAUUUUUUAAUUACAUUAAAAUAA